CACAAUUAAGGUUUUGGAACGCAAUUCUGAGUGAUUUAAAAUGUAAACAUGUGGUCGCUGUUCGUAAAAGUGUUUAUGAAGUAUUUGGAAGUAUCUGUUCUCUACGCAUAUGCAAGAAAUUUUUAAAUUCCGCAAAGAAUGUCAAUAAACGACAACCGGUUAUACAUGGUGAAUGAUAUAUUUAACAGAAUGUCUAAGGAAUUUGUUACUGUCGAUGGCAAUGUGAGGAAGAUUCAGAAGGAGACCUUAACUCCUUACAAAGUGGCGACUGUCAUUUUAAUUAAGGAAUAUUGCAAUGACAAUGACAAAGAGAUCAUGGAAAGACGUAACUUCUGUUUAGCAUCAUUAAAGUUAAUUCAGUCAGCAGACAUGGAAUUAGAUGCCUUGCUAAAUAUGAUGUAUGAGCCAGAAUACUCUUUACAUCGUUUUGCGGAUCGACUGGAAAUAAAUCUAGAUGCUAUACAUGAGAAAGGAGUAGAUGAACUAUUAGAUCUAUUUGAUAAUCUUCGUCGAUUAAUGGAAUCUAAGGAUCAUGCACUUGCUUUACCAGCAUUGAGCAGAAAUUCUGUUCUUGGAUUGUAUGUUCGUAGAAUGCUCAUUUUUUUUGAGAAAUUGGCUUUUGAUCAAGUGGUUGCUCUCUACAAUGAUAUGGAGAAAUAUGUCGUGAAGAAAAUUGAUAUGGAAAACUUGGAUGUUUCUGCAAUAUCUAAACCAGAGGAUUUUAGUCCGGAUAAUAAAGUAAAAACAAUUUGGGGUGGAAGACAGGCAGAAUUGCUUGUGGCACAGCAAGCUCAUGCUUUACAAACUGAUGAACAUAAAGCAUUGCCACCGGUAGAAUUGCAAGCUCUCGUACAAGAUCUUUUAAAAUCUAAUCCUUACAACGCAGAUGCUCAUUACUUGAGUUAUUUGAAUUGCAUCCGCGUAAAUGAUUUUUGCGGUGCCGUGGUCAGUUUGUAUCACUGUUUUGAUAGACUGGCCCCUUUGGAGAAUCGAUCCACACCUGAAGAUCGAUCUCGUACCUUCCGAUAUGCUGCACUCAACUUGGCCGUCUUACACGCUCAAUUUAAUCAUAAGGAAGUAGCACAGUACGCUUUGAAGGAAGCUAUUAAAUUAGCUCAAGAAGCUGGAGAUAAUGUAUGCUUGCAACUUGCACAUUCUUGGAUGUCCUAUUUGAUCAAUGAGGAGAAUAAAGGACCUCUCAUAGAACGUUCAGUCGGUAAAGCAAGUCUACUCGGAAUAACGCAUACGACAGGUUUAAGUCUCAUUUCACAUGCUCACAACUAUGCUCUUGAAGCCAAAAGCCCUCCACAAGUGUUUGAUAUAUUGAUGAAGUCGGACAUGUUAAAUUGUCAGCAUUCAAUGUCUGACUUGAUGUCCGUUACUUUUGCAGAGAAAUCCGCGUUAUGGGCAUAUUAUGGCAAGACAGAAAUGGCUUCUCUUUGUGCUCAAUUAUUAUUACUUCAUAACACAGGUGAUAAGAAGCAACACAUGUUUAAUGGACCGUCCACAUGUCAGGCGAUCGUUACUGUCGCCAAUAUGUUAAUAGAAUUUGGCGAAUAUGCUUUCGCUGAUAUUGUGCUUGCGCAUGCUAAAAAAAGAUUUCCCAAUAGUCCCUGCAAUAAGAUAUGGAUGUUGAGCGAACAGUUGCAUAUUUUUACACAAUUGUUGCGACAAGAAAAAUGGAGUGAGGCAGAAGCGGUAGCCAGAAAUAUUUCCAGUUUAGAUCAGUUGGAAUCCAAACUCAAGUUAGCAGAAGUUUGUCUGAGCAAAGGUGAUUUUCCAAAAGGAUUAGAAUACAUUAGCGCUGUCGAGAAGCAUCCAGAUGUAUCUCCGCCAUACACGAUACGUACUGCGCUUCUCUCUAGUCAAAUAACAUGCGCCUCGUCUUCACCAGGCAAUGGAAUGACAGUCGCCACUAAUUGUAUAAUGCGUCUUUGUUCAGCCUUGGAAUUGGCUACACAAAACCAUUUGUCAUACUAUAAGGCGCUUAUCAAGAUGCAUCUUGCUAACAUACAAUUGUUGAUAGGUUUACCUGUGUUGGCUUUGAACUUGGUAGAGGAUGCUAUUCCCACCAUUCUUGGUCAUGGUGGUUGUUACGAUCAAGGCAAAGCAUUCAUGUUGUAUGGCAAGUGUCUGAUAGCUUCAGCAUCAGAGAAUCCUUCAGAGAUGCGGAAAGAAAUGAUUCUAAGUGGUAUAAAAAUCUUGUCAAAGGCACAGGUGCUCUUUGCUAAAAUCAACGCCAUUGCCAAUGUUAAGAACAUCAUGCAUUUGCAAGCUGUCUUCUACAACGAACUAGAUCUUUUGCCCGAACGAAAUCAGUGUGCUUUCGAGUUUCGGCAAAUGGACGAACAAUAUUUAACAACUCCUACCAAUCCAUUUUUGUAUUAAAAUUCAUAAAAAACUUUUUAUAUUAAAUUGAGACAAACGCGACAAAGUUGGAAUAUGCACUAAUGCUAAAGUAAGGAUCUCAAAUGGUAUAUCUCAGUCUCUUUUACAAUCUAGCUAAAAAAGUUUCACUGGGCAUUCAACAGAAUAUUUAUUUUGCAACUGUUAUCAAUUAGCCCCUCAAUCUUAAGUAUUUUCUCUAUAAUUUCUUUACUACUAUUAUUACUAUUACUUUAUUAUUACUACUCCUUUUAUAUCUAUUGGCUGUGCUUCCUGCAUUCAAAAUGGAAAUGUACUUGAGGAAAAAACGAUAAUUAUAUACAAGCGAUAACUGAAAAUGCAUAAUGACACAAUUCAAAAAGUUCUGUUUUAGGGAUAAAACACAUUCGAUCCACUCAAGGUCUGAAGGGGAUUCCUAUGAUUUCUUUAACAUUAUCUACAUAUGAUUCCAAUAGAUAUUUUCUACGAUAACACACAUUUAUAAAAGUCAAUAAACAUUUAUAGAAAAAAUUA
This is a messenger RNA of Pogonomyrmex barbatus (red harvester ant), 2898 nucleotides long. RefSeq names its product anaphase promoting complex subunit 5 ida (gene ida). Lineage: Eukaryota; Metazoa; Arthropoda; Insecta; Hymenoptera; Formicidae. The record is from RefSeq and is a predicted model, not a curated record. Gene Ontology annotation, cellular component: anaphase-promoting complex. Gene Ontology annotation, biological process: protein K11-linked ubiquitination; positive regulation of mitotic metaphase/anaphase transition; anaphase-promoting complex-dependent catabolic process.